Pongo pygmaeus (Bornean orangutan) is the source of this 1101-nucleotide messenger RNA. RefSeq names its product ribosomal protein L5 (gene RPL5). Lineage: Eukaryota; Metazoa; Chordata; Mammalia; Primates; Hominidae. Bases 149 to 1042 code for a protein of 297 amino acids. Gene Ontology annotation, cellular component: cytosolic large ribosomal subunit; ribosome. The record is from RefSeq and is a predicted model, not a curated record. Gene Ontology annotation, molecular function: structural constituent of ribosome; 5S rRNA binding. Gene Ontology annotation, biological process: translation; ribosomal large subunit assembly. The transcript is spliced from 8 exons.
GCCCUCUCUCUUCCACACGUCACUGGCGCCACCGUCCGCGCUACAUACUGCGCCUGCGCAAAGGCUGUGGCCUUUUUCCCACCCCCACUAGCUCCGCUGGGCCUGCAGGUCUCUGUCAAGCCGCGGACUCGGGUCUCUGUUCCGCAGGAUGGGGUUUGUUAAAGUUGUUAAGAAUAAGGCCUACUUUAAGAGAUACCAAGUGAAAUUUAGAAGACGACGAGAAGGUAAAACUGAUUAUUAUGCUCGGAAACGCUUGGUGAUACAAGAUAAAAAUAAAUACAACACACCUAAAUACAGGAUGAUAGUUCGUGUAACAAACAGAGAUAUCAUUUGUCAGAUUGCUUAUGCCCGUAUAGAGGGGGAUAUGAUAGUCUGCGCAGCAUAUGCACACGAACUGCCAAAAUAUGGUGUGAAGGUUGGCCUGACAAAUUAUGCUGCAGCAUAUUGUACUGGCCUGCUGCUGGCCCGCAGGCUUCUCAAUAGGUUUGGCAUGGACAAGAUCUAUGAAGGCCAAGUGGAGGUGACUGGUGAUGAAUACAAUGUGGAAAGCAUUGAUGGUCAGCCAGGUGCCUUCACCUGCUAUUUGGAUGCAGGCCUUGCCAGGACUACCACUGGCAAUAAAGUUUUUGGUGCCCUGAAGGGAGCUGUGGAUGGAGGCUUGUCUAUCCCUCACAGUACCAAACGAUUCCCUGGUUAUGAUUCUGAAAGCAAGGAAUUUAAUGCAGAAGUACACCGGAAGCACAUCAUGGGCCAGAAUGUUGCAGAUUACAUGCGCUACUUAAUGGAAGAAGAUGAAGAUGCUUACAAGAAACAGUUCUCUCAAUACAUAAAGAACAGCGUAACUCCAGACAUGAUGGAGGAGAUGUAUAAGAAAGCGCAUGCUGCUAUACGAGAGAAUCCAGUCUAUGAAAAGAAGCCCAAGAAAGAAGUUAAAAAGAAGAGGUGGAACCGUCCCAAAAUGUCCCUUGCUCAGAAGAAGGAUCGGGUAGCUCAAAAGAAGGCAAGCUUCCUCAGAGCUCAGGAGCGGGCUGCUGAGAGCUAAACCCAACAAUUUUCUAUGAUUUUUUCAGAUAUAGACAAUAAACUUAUGAACAGCAACUA